AUGCGCGCGUCAUCUCGACUCUACAGUGGGCUGCUGCGCCGCACGCCGUCCAACUGUCGCCGUUUUGUGCCGCCGUGGGAAAAGGACGGGAAGACGGCUGAAGAGCUCUUUGGCGGCAUUUUGCAGAGCUCCAACCCAAUCCAAAAGCAGCGCAGGGAUGCGGAGCGUCAGCGACAGUUCGAAGAGGCCGCCGCCGUUGAGGACGCCUUAUCGCCGGAGGAGCAGCGGAGAUUGGAUGCGAUGGAGGCGCACAACGCUGCAGUCGCCGAGGAGCGUUGCAAUUUCCUCCCGUAUGGGGCGACCCCGCACAAAUACUUUGAGACCACCAACAUGGCCGCCUGGGGUGAGUACAAGACCGCCCUUCGAGCCGUGGUGAACGUCAGUGCCUCAUCGCAGUCGCCGUCGAACAGUGAGGGCUCAUAUUCGCUAAGCGUCCAGCAUCAGUUGGUGGAGGACAUGGAGGACAAGAUUCCGUACAGGUAUGACGCGUAUGUGGAACCGGCAGCGUCGCCGUCGUCUUCAUCGGCUCACAAAAGUCCGCAAUGGCCGUUGCACGGGUCGGUUGGCUUGGUUAUGGACAUCGACGGCGUCGUGUACCGUAGCCAUCGUCUCAUACCAGGCGCCGACACCGCUAUUCGGAAACUCUCCACGCUGCGCAUCCCAUUUGUUUUCAUGACGAACAGCGGCCACAAAAGCGAAGCCGACAAGGCUGAGGAGCUUUCCGCGUUGCUGGGCUGCGACAUCAGCGCGAACCAGGUGCUCCUCGCGCAUAGCCCGAUGCGCCUGCUUGCACCGGAGUACGGAGAGGAGCGCGUGCUUGUCGUCGGUGCGCCGCACUGCGCGCAUAUCGCACGCGAGUACGGAUUUCGGCGGGCCAUCUCUGUCCAGCAGUACCAGUGUGAGCACCCAGAGAUGGUGCCGUUCAAGAAGUGGGGUGCCCUGAAGCGGGCGGCACCGGGCACUGUACCGUUUCCUGCCAUCAGUGCCAUUCUGCAGAUGAGCGACCCUGACGACGCCUUCAACGACAUCCAGACCGUGCUGGAUGUCAUCCUCGCACCCGGUGGUCAGGUUGGCCCGUACGUCUCCGGCGCUCAGACGACGCCGUACUUUGCCGCGGCUGACGACUUACUGUGGGCCACAGAGGCACCGCUGCCGCGACUCGGUCAGGGUGCGUUUCGCGAAAUGCUGGCCUCUGUUUACGAGAGCGUCACCGGACAGGGCAUGCAGCUGCAGCAGUAUGGGAAGCCGCGCGCUAUCGCUUACGCGUAUGCCGAAAAGCGCUUGAAGGAAGUGUCCGCGUCGCUGGGGUGGGAUCCGAACCAGUUUCGCUCCAUCUUCAUGAUUGGCGACAACAUCGAGAGCGACAUUGUCGGCGCGAACGCCGCUGGGGAACUGUGGACGAGCGUGCAUGUGCUCUCCGGCAUUGGGCGUGCGCCUGCAGCCCGCCGCACGCUGAGUAUUGACGAUUGCGAACUGGAGUGGAUCGAGUCGUGUGUGUCCAAGACACCGCACUACGUCGCACCUACGCUGGAUCACUUUGUGCGGGAGCUGCUCGCCUUCCCCGAGGCGGCACUCUUGCAGAACAAGGUACCGUACCACGGAAAGCUGAAUCCGGUUGACCUGCACGGUGCGUACAACUUUCGCGAGUGA
Messenger RNA from Leishmania mexicana MHOM/GT/2001/U1103, 1650 nucleotides. RefSeq lists its product as hypothetical. The transcript has a single exon. Bases 1 to 1650 code for a protein of 549 amino acids. Lineage: Eukaryota; Euglenozoa; Kinetoplastea; Trypanosomatida; Trypanosomatidae. Gene Ontology annotation, biological process: glycerophospholipid biosynthetic process. Gene Ontology annotation, cellular component: mitochondrion. The record is from RefSeq and is a predicted model, not a curated record.